Molecule: messenger RNA, 1164 nt
Organism: Ylistrum balloti
Lineage: Eukaryota; Metazoa; Mollusca; Bivalvia; Pectinida; Pectinidae
Product: tryptophan synthase beta chain 1-like
Exons: 1
Coding region: 1-1164 (387 amino acids)
Biological process (GO): L-tryptophan biosynthetic process
Cellular component (GO): cytoplasm
Molecular function (GO): tryptophan synthase activity
Source: RefSeq, a predicted model, not a curated record
AUGUCAGCCCUUAAGCAAUUGGAAGAAGUUUAUCUUGAUGCGAUUAACGACCCAGGUUUCAAGAAAAAAUUUAUUGAGUUGUUGGAUUAUGCUGGUAGACCUACUCCAUUGUUUUUUGCUAAAAGCCUUAGUGACCAUUUAGGAGGAGCAAAAAUCUAUAUAAAAAAUGAAGGUCUUCUUCAUACAGGUGCCCAUAAAUUAAAUAAUGCUUUAGGGCAGUCAUUGCUCGCUCAAAGAAUGCAAAAAAAAACACUCAUUGCUGAAACAGGAGCUGGGCAACAUGGUUUGGCGACCUCCACUGCAGCAGCAAGAUCUCAAAUGGGGUGUCGAGUUUUCAUGGGCGAGGUGGACAUGAAAAGACAAUAUCCCAAUGUUUACAACAUGAAAUUGCUGGGCACCAAAGUAAUGGCUGUUAAAGAAGGUACCCGAACCUUAAAGGAUGCAGUUAAUGCAGCCCUUAAAGACUGGAUUGAGCAUUUAGAUGAUUGUCACUACAUCAUUGGUUCAGCCCUUGGACCUCAUCCCUAUCCCACCAUCGUGAGAGAUUUUCAAAGCAUUAUUGGCAGGGAGGUUAAAGAACAGUUCAAUGGUUUGACGGGAAAAUUGCCUGAUUUAAUUAUUGCUUGUGUGGGUGGAGGAUCAAACUCCUUAGGAAUUUUUCAUUCAUUCAUUGAUGAGGAUGUAAAACUAAUUGGGGUGGAGGCUGGAGGUCGAGGAGAGGAAAUGGGAGAACAUGCUUCUCGAUUCCUCCAUCCAAAAAUAGGAAUUGCACAAGGUUACAAAUCUUAUUUCAUUCAAAAUGAGGAAGGACAACUAUCUCAAACCCAUUCCAUUUCGGCAGGUCUUGACUAUGGGGGAAUUUCUCCAGAAUUAGCAUAUCUUCAUGAUCAAAAAAGAGUGGAAUUCAUGCGAGCAACUGACCAAGAAGCCUUGGAUGCUUUUAAAUUGUUGAUUAAAACGGAAGGUGUUAUUCCUGCGAUGGAAUCUUCUCAUGCUGUAGCGGGUGCCAUCCGUUUAGCAAAGAACAUGCCUCGCGAAAAAAGUAUGGUUGUUCAUAUCUCAGGUCGAGGUGAUAAAGAUUUAUUCAUUACUGCUAAACACCUUGAUUUGAAAAAUUGGAAUGAAUUCCUCAAACAAGAAAUAGAGGAAAUGUCAAAUGAUUAA